This is a messenger RNA of Ectocarpus siliculosus, 828 nucleotides long. Lineage: Eukaryota; Phaeophyceae; Ectocarpales; Ectocarpaceae. The record is from the annotation of a GenBank genome assembly.
AUGAUCGGUUCGGACGCCGUCAUCGGCCUGCCUGACGAGUCUACCGUUGAGGAGUACGACUUGACUUCCCAGACGACCGCGAGAGUGUUUUCCUCCGCAACCCAAGAUAUCACGGGCGGCUUGGUGAGCCAAGACGCGUCCGGCACAACGCUCUCCUUCACCAGGCCCCUGGCCCCCACGAACAAGCAGGCCAUCUCGGGAACUCCCGGGGACGAGACCAUAUUCCUCUUCGCCUUCGGGGCGGACAACGAGCUCGGGUACCACGGACUGCCCCCCAACCGGGGGUCCUUGGUCUUGGAUCUCUUCUGCGGGGACGGUGGCGACGGCAGCGACGAUGUGACGGUCGUCGGAACGCCUGCCCCGACCCUCGGCGGAACUCCCGCCGCUUCGGCAGCCUCCUCUACGGCACCGAUCGUGGCCGACACGCCAACGCCAGCGCUCACGAAUGCUCCAACCAUAGUGGAAUUGGAAAUCCCCCCCCCUUCGGCACCCUCUACAGCACCCACCGCCCUUCUCACCUUAUCUCCACUUCUUGAUGGGACGACAGCACCGGCGACGAUCGCCUCAUCUGGUCGAGGAGAUUCAGAUUCAGCAACAGUUGGUCUUGUAGCCGGUGUGUUGGGGGUCGGGUUGGUCGUUGGGGCGAUCGGGGCGGUAGUGGUGCUGUUCAAGACUGGCCGCCUGAAGUCUUGCCGACAUGGCACGCCAAACGGACCAUCACCAGGGAUGGGAUCGAUACCCGCUGCUGCACCCUCUGCGACGAGCAGUGCAAUGGAGGGGAUUCAGCUUCCGCCCGCGAUACAAUACCCUGAGGUACUACAUCCGUAG